Molecule: messenger RNA, 2053 nt
Organism: Engraulis encrasicolus (European anchovy)
Lineage: Eukaryota; Metazoa; Chordata; Actinopteri; Clupeiformes; Engraulidae
Gene: lratd2a
Product: LRAT domain containing 2a
Exons: 1
Coding region: 516-1337 (273 amino acids)
Source: RefSeq, a predicted model, not a curated record
AGGGCACAGGCUCAAGUGGCAAACGGCAGCCAACUAAACACACCAGCUUUUGAAAAGGAGCCGACGACAAGGACGUUUCUUGUUCGGAGCGCAGGCUGGAUUGUACAGACUCUACUUUUUCUUACUUGAGUGAGGUAAAUCUAUUCAAACUUUGCGCCUGGGAAAUCCAUCAGGUGCCCAGGCUAAGGUUACACCUGUUCGGCUGGAGGCUACAAAUAUCACUUACCUGAUAAGCCACACGGUGUCAGAUAAUAGACUACCUUGACAUCGUUUCACUUCUUCACGUGGAUACUGGGUUGGCUACGGGUUACAAGGCGCUUUAAACAUCACGGUGGCAUAUACGCGCAUACGCAUGUCGCGAUGUGCCACUGUCCUGUUGCAGGGUAAAUUAGUUUAAAUUGUUGGCUAUACCCUGCGUAUCACCUCCAGAUGCGGAUCUGUUUCUGUGCAUAGGUGUACCCGCGGAAUAGUCAAGCGGACUCGUGAUUAUUCCCAUCGGCUACCAGGGACGUAGCAUGGGAAAUCAGGUUGACAAGCUGUCACAUUUAAGUUAUGCUGAAGUUCCGACCGCAGACCCAAAUGGAUUGGACACGGAGGACGACGGCCCCAGGAUCGGGGUAUCAUAUAUUUUUUCAAACGACGAUGAUGAGUUGGAGGAGAAUGUCGAUGGGGCAGACAUCGAGGCGAAUCAGGAAGAAAAACACUAUGACAAGCGCAACGAAGUGGAGUGUGCCAUCUACAACAAAGACGAAUGUAUUUACGAGAAAAGUAUCGUCUCGGCGGACAUGGAGACCUAUUCCCCGGAGAAUUUACUGAACAGGUGCAAGCCAGGCGACCUGGUGGAGUUCGUGGCUACUGGCCAGUACCCUCACUGGGCUGUAUACGUCGGAGACUUUCAGGUGGUGCACCUGCACAGAGCUGAGGUGAAAAACAGUUUUUUGACGGAUGCGAGUCAAGGCAGAAGGGGUCGGCUCGUCAACGGCUUCUACAAAUUCAAGCCUCUCAGUCCGGAAAUGGUUGUACAAAAUGCCAUGGAACAGGUGGGCACCAAAGACCGCGAACUCAGCUGGAGAAACUCUGAAUGUUUUGCUGCCUGGUGCAGGUUUGGGAAGCGUGAAUUUAAAAUGGGGGGCGAGAUACGAAUCGGAAAGCAGCCUUAUCGAUUAAAAAUAAUGCUGCCUGAAAAGCAAACGCAUGUACUUGAGUUCCAGUCUUUGGAGGACCUGAUCAUGGAGAAGAGAAGGAAUGACCAAAUUGGAAAGGUUGCCAUGAUACAGGAACUGGCCAAUCAUCUUAGCAAUGUGGGGAGCCUCAGAAGUGACCCAAACGCACAAUAACCAGAAGCCACCUGUUGAGGUUUUACUAGCAGAGUGUUUACUGUUGAUGAAGAGACACUGCAGUUCAUAUCAGAUUAUUUCCUGCCUCUCAAUCUGACAAAUUACAAAUGCAUAGGUGAUUUAUUCAGGUUGAUGUUCAAUUACAUCAGUUUGUUAACAAAAGAGUAAUGAAAUCUAUAUUUACAUUUACGCAGAACAAUCCUAAUCUAUAUUUCUGUUAUUUAUGAGUUUCAGAUAGGUUUUGAAUCGAUAACAUGUCAUUUCAGGUGAAACAUUUGGCUAUGUGAGUCAAACGCACCAAGUGUUUUUUCUGUGCGCGUCACCACACUACAGUAGGCCUAGCUCAUUUCCUGUCUUAUUUGUUUUCCAGUCAUGACUGUGAAAGUUUCUGUGAAAUCAGCCCAUCAGACUCACAAAGGUUAUGACGCAAGAGACCAGUGCUGUCUUUUAUGUUCCACGGCAUCUGUAAGCCACAGAACUAUGCCACAAUAAAUUGCAGGAAGUGUAAUACAGUGUUAUGCAGUUCUCCCUUAUUAAGUGCUUUAUAUGUGAAGAAACUGUUUUGUUGGAUAAGGGUCUUUUGCGUUUCAUAAUGGGUUUAACCCACACGCAGGCUUAGUGAAUACAAUGUUUCCCUUUUACAACCUGUUGCAUUUUGAAAAUGGAAAGAGUGACAUAACUGUCACACAACUGCACAUUUUGUUUUGCAAAGUACG